CUUUCACAUAUUCCAUUGGCUUUCACCAAUUAUCGAAACAAGCGGCACAGGAGACAAGUUGGCCUGACCGCGAUGGCCUCCCCAUACGACGCCGCGGCCAUGCUCCGCAAGCAGGCCUCGAGCCCCCUCUCCCCAACCGAACCCCAAUCACAUCCCUUCGCGUCCAAGAAGCGCAGGCAGCCCGGCGGCGGCUACCUGCCGCUGCACCGACGGCGGCGCACCUCGUUUCUGGGCGUGAGCGUUGGCGUCCCGCGCUCGCCGCAAGCGCGCCGGCGGGCCCUCCUCGCCCUCGCCAUCCUCCUUUCGCUAUUGUGGGCGCUGUACUGGAUUUUGACAACAUACGAGUUCCAGUUUGAGAUGAGCGUGUACUCGCGCCGGUGGGUGCGGCAGGAGUUUGACGAGAUCCUCCCCCUCAAGGGAUGUUUUGACAACCCCUCGCCAUCAUACAACAUGACCCAGCCGUCGCACCUUCUCUCACCCGGGAUCACACUGCGGAGGGGGAUGUCAUGCUACGACUUUGCUUCGACUGUCGCCCCAGCCGCAGCGCCAGAAGAAUUGCUCUACCACACUUAUUGGCGCACCGACCUGCGCUCGUUCGGACCCCGGCAGGCGGCGACUAUCGAGGCGUUUCUUGCUUCACAGCCGCAUGCGGCCUCCAAGCUUAUUUUGUGGUCCAAUGGCGCCGAGGCAUUGCGCUCUAGCCCUCACGUCCGGCCGUUCCUCGACGAGUGGGCGAGCGUGUUCGAGGUCCGCCAGGCCGACCUCGCGCAACUCGCGGUGGGGACGGACUUGGAUGGCAUGGUUGGCUCCGUGUACGAUUCCAAGGGGUGGGUCGAUGGCGAUGCGCUACGCCUGCUGCUGUUGUGGCACUACGGUGGCGUCUGGAUGGACAUGGAUAUGCUUCUCGUCCGCGAUCUGCACACACUCGCUGAGACCGAGUUCGUCGGCCAGUGGGACUGUUAUGACAAACCCUACUUCCAGAUGAACGGCGCCAUCAUGCACUUCCGCCGCCACUCGCCAUAUCUCUGCGAAGCAUUCCACAUCAUGGCGACCUCGGCCCCCCCUGAACCGGGCACAUUCGCGUGGGGCAGCCAUCUGUACGCGAAGCUGCACCGUGCGCUUCUCGCGGGGGGAAUUCAACCCUUCGGCGUUCUCCCGUGGUGCUUCACAGAUCCGCGCAACUGCCGCGCCGACAUCCGCUUCCCGGACCCGUUCGCGCCCGACCCAAGUAUCUGGGGCGGGCUGCCGUGGACUACGAAGGAGGGACUGAGUGGGCGUGAGGUGCUGGAGGACAAGAUCAGGAGCGUGUUCGCGAUCCACCUCCAUAAUCAGUGGGAGAAGAGUUUCGCGCCUGGGGGAUACAUCGAGCGGCUGCUCGAGUCGUGUCGUGAGCGUUUGCGGGCCCAGAUUAGAGCAUAGACUGUACAUUACAUGUAAGCAUAGGCUGGUGA
Messenger RNA from Cutaneotrichosporon oleaginosum, 1451 nucleotides. RefSeq lists its product as uncharacterized. Gene Ontology annotation, molecular function: hexosyltransferase activity. The record is from RefSeq and is a predicted model, not a curated record. Gene Ontology annotation, biological process: glycosphingolipid biosynthetic process. Lineage: Eukaryota; Fungi; Basidiomycota; Tremellomycetes; Trichosporonales; Trichosporonaceae.